This is a messenger RNA of Gekko japonicus, 4079 nucleotides long. RefSeq names its product metallophosphoesterase 1 (gene MPPE1). The transcript has 11 exons. Lineage: Eukaryota; Metazoa; Chordata; Lepidosauria; Squamata; Gekkonidae. Gene Ontology annotation, molecular function: phosphoric diester hydrolase activity. Gene Ontology annotation, biological process: endoplasmic reticulum to Golgi vesicle-mediated transport; GPI anchor biosynthetic process. The record is from RefSeq and is a predicted model, not a curated record. Gene Ontology annotation, cellular component: endoplasmic reticulum-Golgi intermediate compartment. Bases 275 to 1516 code for a protein of 413 amino acids.
UGCUGGGCCAGCCGCUUCCCGCGCCCUCCCUCAGCCCGCCGGGCAGCGCUUCAGCCGGGGCGGGCCUUGGCGGCAAGCGUCAGCCCCCUGACGCCGACUCGGCGUCCAGCGCCGCCGCCGCCGCCGGGAGCUGCCUGCUCUUCCUUCUGGAAGAAAAACCAUACAGGAUUUUCUGAACUGCGUCUGAUGAAGUGGGCUUGAAGAUGGCACAAAAGCUGUUAAGAGUUUCCAGUUGAAAUGAAGAGACUUGCAUUGGACUUAACAGCCUGAAUCGAUGAAUUGUAGUGCCAUCUACAGGGAGAAACGGUCAUCUGAUAUGGCAUUUCUGCGCUUCAGUAUUGUGAGCAAGCUCUUUUGGAGGAAAAGAGGCUCACUUGUCCUGAAACUGUUAUGUUUUACUCUUCCUGUGAUUGUCUUCUGUGAAUUUUUAAUUUAUUACAUAGUUAUAAUUCAGUGUCACUGGCCACAACUGAAAACUCAGACUCUAGAAGGCACUGAACAGACUUCAGAGUCUGUUUUGAAGGCUAUGUUUUUAGCAGAUACUCAUUUGCUUGGUGAAAUCCAAGGACAUUGGUUGGAUAAGCUAAGGAGAGAAUGGCAAAUGGAAAGAGCCUUCCAAACUGCCCUACGGCUGCUGCAGCCAGAAGUUGUUUUUAUUCUAGGUGACAUCUUUGAUGAAGGGAAGUGGAGCUCUUCUCAGGCUUGGUCAGAUGAUGUACGACGCUUUCAAAAGAUGUUUAGGCAUCCAGCCCACACUGAGCUGAUUGUAAUUGUUGGCAACCAUGACAUUGGCUUUCAUUAUGAAAUGACUGAAUUUAAGUUAAAGCGCUUUUCACAAGUUUUCAACUUCACUUCAGAGAAACUGGUAACUCGGAAAGGGAUCAAUUUUGUCCUGGUGAACAGCGUUGCAAUGGAAGGAGAUGGCUGCAAAAUCUGCAGGACGGCAGAGGCAAAGCUUGCAGAGCUCUCUCACAGUCUGAACUGCUCAUUGCAGGAACAAAGUCAGUACCAAAAGAAGUGCAGCAAUGUAGACAAACUUCCACCAUCAUUGCCAAUACUAUUACAGCAUUAUCCUCUUUACAGAAGAAGUGACUCUCAAUGUACAGGAGAAGAUGCUGCUCCUCUGGAUAAAAGGAAUGACCCUUUCACGGAGAAGUACGAUGUGCUUUCUGUGGAAGCUACCCAAAAGUUGUUAUGGUGGUUUCAGCCCCGGCUGAUUCUGAGUGGUCACACUCACAGUGCCUGUGAAGUGCUGCAUGAUGGGAAGAUUCCAGAAAUCAGUGUUCCGUCAUUCAGCUGGAGGAACAGAAACAAUCCUAGCUUCAUAAUGGGCAGCAUGACAUCGGCAGACUUCUCCCUCUACAAGUGCUUCCUUCCAUUUGAGAACACAGUUGUUGCUAUCUACUGUGCAGCAGGAGCUGUGCUUGUGCUCCUCAUACUCGCUCACUUUCAGUCUCUCCACAUCCUCCCUUUCCCAUUUGUUCAGCAUUUAAUCACUAAGCAUAAAGCAGUAUGAAGAGCUGGACAUUUGUAAUCGGUCACUGACACACCAAAGCUAAAGAACAGUCCAUCAGACUACAUUCAUGCCAGCAAAUGCGUACUUGAAUUGCUAGCCCAAAGGCAGGGUUGCCUUCACACACAGAAAGUCCUAUACAGUUGAUAUGACUUUUUUUUCUCUACAGGAUUAAAUUAACUGAAUGCUUCAUGCUGUACAAAAAUAUUGUAUUCUACAAUCAAAUGAGUCAUUUUUCCUUGCUAAAGUUUUUUUUUGUAUCAAACAUGUAUAUUAAAAGUUUGUAACUGUACACUAUAAGUCUACAAGCCUCCUCUUGUGUCUGUACUAGAGCGUCCUAUGCUGCUAGAGGCUUAUUAGUCUUUCUAACUGGAAACAAUUCUAAAGUGUUAUUGCUGCGUGACCAUCUAAUGUGGUACUUCUUUUCCUUGAUGUCAGCAAUACAAGAUGUAGAGUUAUUUUACAGUAAGAUGUUACAAACAAAAGGCUCUUGUUUGGGAGAAGUAGCUUACUGGCCUCAGAUGCGUCACCUUGCUCAUAUUUGAUGUAAAGUAGUUUUAGAUGGUAUUCAUGUGUUGUCUACUUGCCAAUCAUUCAAGCCCCUUGGUAAGCUGGCUUGCAGAAUAAUGGCAAGCCAGGCAGAAAAGUGAGGACAAACCUUUUGAGCUACCUCAAUAGCUGUAUGUAGUCUGUGCACAUCCCAUUUAUGUCAAGAGGUCCAUCUAGAAGUCUUCCUCAGAAUAGGAUGUUAGCAGCUGUUUUUCUACCCCAGCAUGGUUCAUAUCGAGUUAUACAUAAUGAGAGCAUCCCGUACUUCAGACAGGAUUCUAAACAAUUGCUCAUGGGGAGACCCUAAGCAUGUCUGCCCUGAUUCUAAACACUCUGAAGCAAAAGGCAGUCCCAUGGAGAUCAAUGGCAUUUUCAAAUAGUGCGCUUGCGCACAAGAUCUUAAGAGGACAAACUUUAGCAGCAAGUUUUAGUGGUCAACUUAGUCUUGAAGCUGAGUUUUAGAUGAGUCCCAAGUGCUUAGGGUAUGGGUGCACCAAUGCAACAUCAUACAACCACUACUGACAGUUACAUCCAAAGUUUUAUUGUCCUUUGGAUGUAGUCCAUGUUCUUGAAUUUGGGAGGGAAGGAAAUGGCAUAUAAGCAGAGCUUCCCCCCAUGACUGUUUUGAAUUACAUCCUCCCACUUUUAGCAGGCAAUAGUUCACAUUUUUUCUUUGUCUUCAGGAGAAAGUAUAGAAACAUGUUCAUUUCUGUAACAGUGGUAUCUCUGACCCUUCAAAAUAAAAAUUUCUUUCAAAUGUUCUGGGAGCAUGCACAGUUAUUCUAAUGAAACAUUACUGAAUAUGUCCAACUAGUAGUUUCAGAGUGGGACUAAAAUGUUGAGGGGUUUUAGAAAAUACAGUACUAGAAAGAUUACUAAUUCCUCUUCAGAUUUACAACCAGAAUGUGUCUGUCCAGUUUUCGGGGGGGGGGGGGGAGGGACGGGACUGGGCUUAUGUAAAUAACAAACAUGCUAUUCUUAUAAACAUUUGUUCAGGUUGUGUGGUUGAACAUAUUUCAAGGAAUAAUUAAUUCAUCUUUAAAUUUAAAGGAUGAAUAUAAUCUAAGCGAUUAAGUCAUCUACAAAGUUAUGUAGGCUAAUGCUUCUAAAUUUGUUAUUGCAACUAUAAAUUUUAAACUUUUGUACAGGUUAUCUUGGACACAGGAAAGUAUGUACUCCGGCAUAACACCUAUGUAUAAAAUAUAAAGCAAUGUUAUAUUUAGAGGAGGACAUGCCUUAUUGCUACAGCAAUUCUUGCUUUUAUAUUGUACUGUACCACAACUUAUUAUGUGAAUGUCAUUUGCAUAAAUUAUUCAAGUUUGAGAAAUAUUCACACAUUGUGAUUCUACAAUAUUUAAAAUAAACCAUUUUCUAAGGUCUCUUUAUUAAGAGAAAUAAAAACGUCAUCUUGUAAUUCUCUUAGGCCAGACACAAGGGUUACAGCUUUUCUUCUUUCUUGCAAUUUGCUAGCAGAAUGAAAGCAGCUGUUGCAACAAAGAUAUAAGAGCCUUUAUCUAAUGGUGCUUUUAUACAUUCACAAUCUGCCUCUGCAAUUGUGAAAAAUCUCUGAAUGACCAAAGAAUUACCCAACAUACUUUUCUAAAAGUAAAAAAAAACAACAACCCUUGGUUCCCAUGAAAACAACACCAGGUUGCAAUUUGGACACUUGAAUCAAUUUCAGUGUUUUAAAGCUGAGACUGAGAGAAAGGCAUGUUGCUGCAACAUCUGGUGGCGAUAACAACUUACUUGGAAAGGUAAUGACUAAAAUUUGCAUAAUUUAUAAUUUUUUAUACUAAAGAGCAUUUUUAUAUAAACCAGAAAAAACCCCUAAACUCUACAGAGAAGUUUCUUACCUCCAGCCACUGCUGCAGGUAAAGUUGACAUCAAGCUGUACAGCGCAAUCAAAAACAUACUUACAUCUUAGCUCAAUUUACAGGUACAGCCAUAAUCAAGGCACAAAGAUCUUCUACAAGUAUUUUUCUUCAAUAAAAUUGUACAAAAUAAUAUUACACUUUAC